Messenger RNA from Trachymyrmex cornetzi, 4821 nucleotides. RefSeq names its product transcriptional activator cubitus interruptus (gene ci). Gene Ontology annotation, cellular component: nucleus. The coding region runs from base 1 to 4737 and encodes 1578 amino acids. Gene Ontology annotation, molecular function: RNA polymerase II cis-regulatory region sequence-specific DNA binding; DNA-binding transcription factor activity, RNA polymerase II-specific. The record is from RefSeq and is a predicted model, not a curated record. NCBI's taxonomy places the organism in Eukaryota, Metazoa, Arthropoda, Insecta, Hymenoptera, Formicidae. The transcript has 14 exons. Gene Ontology annotation, biological process: regulation of transcription by RNA polymerase II.
AUGGUGAGCGCGAGGAGACGGGAUGAAACUGUGCUUUUUGCGUGCACACGGCGCGGCGGCGGCAAGACAGGGCCAGGUAUACUACUCGCGCUAAGGUCGGAAUACGAAACAAAAAGAAAAAGGAAAAAAAAGAAAGGGAAAAAGAAAGCGGAGGAAGAGAAGCAGGCGAAGGGCCUAGGGAACGACUUUACGACGCAGUUUCCAGAUCCCGAUACGCCCCUGGUGCCUAUUGCAUCCGGGGCCCGUGCACAAGGUGCCCGGCGGGGCCCCUGGGCUCGCGUUCACGAUACGUAUCCGCGAUACAUCGAGAAGGUGAUACGCGCUCGCGCUCGCACACGAGUUGGUAUGUUGGUGCGUUUCGUGGUGGAGGGCAACGGAGGUGGAGGUGUGUCGACAAUCAAGAUUACGUGGGCGGAUACACGCGCGGCCCAGCGCCGGCGGCCUGGCAGCCCUUGGCGCCUGCUCGACGACGAUGUUACCUGCCUGCUUCGCAUGUCGAUUUUACCGAAACCUGAAAAGGCAGAGACGACAAAGAGAAGCGGCGUAGUUUCUGUGUUACAACCGGAACUCGAAAGGCGAAGACUUGGUAAACGUCGCACGUACAAAACCUACGAAGGGACGUAUCCUUGUAUAAUUGAAUCCUACGGAUUAUCCAGCAGCUCCACAGCGAUUGGAACACCCGGUAACGGCAGCGGGGGUGGAGGCGGAGGUGGAAGCGGUAGUGGAGGUAGCGGAGGUGGUGGAGGUGGGACUACCGGCAACGGGACUUCCGGUAGUGAUUUUCUACGUAGAAGUCAUCCCCUCGCGGAACAUACGGCCCUACAUCCCGCUUACCGGAUCAACUACAUGGACCAUCUCUACCAUCAGCUCCAGGCCUCCACACACAGUCCCAACGCCUCACUACACGGACUGGGUGGUUUGGGGCCCGAAUACCUCUUACACGCAGGUCCUGCCAGCACCCUCGCAUCGUCCGAAUUCCCGUUCUCCAUUGAUGUUUCAGCAUCGUCGCGAUUAGGAAGUCCGCGAGCCUCAGCGAUCAGAGCGAGUCGGAAAAGAGCACUCAGCAGUUCACCGUAUUCGGAUAGGUUCGACAUCGACAGUAUGAUUCGAUUUAGUCCUAACAGCUUGGCGUCAAUCGUCAACGGUUCGCGAAGUAGUAGCGCGAGUGGAAGCUAUGGACAUCUUUCUGCUGCAAUGAGUCCAGCAUUAGGCAUGCAUCCCGCCAGCAUGACGCCACACCUGCAGCAGUUACAAGCUCACCUUUUGAGUCGCGCGGCCGCGGUGGCGCUUUUACCACACACGCAUCCCCUUCAGCCACCCGCACCACCGCCGCCACCGCCGCAUCCUCAUUCUCACCCUCAUGCUCACGGACUGUCCCCUCAUUCGCAAUUGUACCCCGGUGUGCCACCUCAUUCCACGUCGUCGGCGACGCUCAGUCCGCACGGAGCCGGAUUGCCCCCGAAAAGUGAGAGCGUAGAGUCAUGCAGGAAAGCAUCGGAAUCAUCAUCUCGCUCGGUGACAGCCGAGGCCGAUACUUCCUCGAGACGGGCCGCCACCAAAGUCAAGAGGGAACCAGCGACGACGACAACUAACGCAACCACCACUACCGCCCCACCGACUCAUCCUCAAGGUCUUAGUCCAAGCGAGGACCUCAGAGAUGAACCUGGUGACUUCAUCGAAACGAAUUGUCAUUGGAGAGACUGUGGUCUCGAGUUUCCUACGCAGGAUGAUCUCGUGAAACAUAUCAACAACGAUCAUAUACAUGCCAACAAGAAGAGCUUUGUUUGUGGUUGGGAGGAAUGCUCGAGGGAUGAAAAACCCUUCAAGGCUCAGUACAUGUUGGUCGUGCACAUGAGAAGACAUACGGGUGAAAAACCACACAAGUGUACCUUCGAGGGUUGCUUCAAAGCCUACUCGCGGUUGGAAAAUCUCAAGACUCAUCUCAGAUCUCAUACUGGCGAGAAACCAUAUACUUGCGAGUAUCCAGGUUGCAGCAAAGCUUUCAGCAAUGCCAGCGAUAGAGCGAAACAUCAAAACAGAACGCACUCCAGCGAGAAACCGUACAUUUGUAAAGCUCCCGGCUGUACGAAGAGGUAUACCGAUCCAUCGUCGUUGAGGAAGCAUGUCAAGACCGUUCACGGUGCCGAAUUUUAUGCAAAUAAGAAGCAUAAAGGCGGCGGUGGUGGUGAUGGUGGUGGCAGCGACGAGGCUGGUGCAGGAGGUAACAGUCCCAGUAGGAGUGAGGAUCUGCCUCCAAAGACACCCAGUCUCUCGAGUCCUAGCGUCAAGUCCGAAAGUGAAGCGAACAGUCCGCCAGGCAUCAUGCAGCAGCAGGGUAGUCCGCUGGUGGGUGGUUGUAAUGACGAAGUCGCGGGAAUUGGCGCUCUUACCGGCGACGGAAUCGCCCUUACUGAAGAACCAUGGAACGAAGAGCCCGAUGAUUUGGAUAUAGCCGAUCUCCCUAUAGCGCUGCGUGCCAUGGUCGGCGGUAUGGAAUCGCAACAACAAUUGCAAGUACCGGCGCCCACGUCAAGAAAUCGCCUGAAAGGAAGACUGAACGCCAAGGGUAUGCCGAACAUGCCGAUCGUAGGCGUAGCAAACAUGCGCGGGAUUCGCGGAGUUGCACCUCAGGGUAAUAUCGGUGAUCUCAAUAAAAGGAUCACCGAUUUGAAAAUGGAAGGUGGUGGUGGUGGUCAGACGCGGCAAACAAGUCUGUCUGAUCUUCAAUUGAGAUUGCAGCCGUUCGGUGAGCCGCGAAGGGACAGUAAUAGUACCGUCAGCACUUAUUACGGUAGCAUGAGAUCGACAGAUUUCAGUAGCAGAAGAAGCAGCCAAGCGAGCGUCGUUAACGCCGUCAGAAUGGGCCCAGGAUCAGAAAGCUUAUACGAUCCGAUCAGUCCGGGCACGUCCAGACGAAGCAGCCAGAUGAGCACAGCUUCUAGCAGAAUCGAUCAAAAUCAUUUUCAGGGACCUUACUCGACGAAUAAUCUCGUUGUUCAAACGCAGAACAUGUCCCUUCAGAAUAUUCAAGCAAUGCCAAGCGACUGGAAUAAUCCGAGCGGUCAUUGUACUCAGCCAUCGAGUGAUAGACGAAUGUCCGAACCUAUUCGUAGUAAUCCAGCCCAAAGGACUUCUCCUCCAAUCCCGCCCAGGCCGAGGUCUGCACAAUUGCCCGAGCUUCAGCCUGAGCUUCAUCCCAAUCAGGAAGUAAUUUUGGACGAAGUGGGUGAAGGAGAAAUGGUAGAGAACAAACUGGUUAUUCCCGAUGAAAUGAUGCAGUAUUUGAAUCAGGUUCAAGCGGGCGGAAAUCAAGUCAGCUAUCGCGGCAGUCCUUUACCGAUUUGCCAAUCCCCGAUAUGUACAAAUCCUCUGCAUUACCAGCGACAGAUGCAACCCACGUGUAAUUAUAAUCAGUCACAUCAGCAGAACUGUUAUUCCUCUCAACAAGUGGUACAACAACCCUGUCCGAAUUAUCAGAAUCCCUCUUCUGCAUCUUACGGCCAAUGUCCGAAUUCACGUACAACUCAGCCUCCGUCGCAGUAUUGCCCGCCGCCUAAUUAUGGGUCUCAAGUGACAGGCGGACAAGUGGCAAGCCCAGCUGCGGGUCAAGUCAUGUCACCGAGUUCCCAUUAUACUUCGACUCAUGUGAGCGAUCAACCAUUGACAUCCCCUGCAGCUGGCGCUCUGGCACCACAACAUGCGCCACAAAAUCUGCCCCAGAACUCCGCUCAACUCUCCAGAAAUUGUCCUCAGAGCCAUGCACAUGCUUACUAUCCCAGUUACGGUUGCGCGAAUCAAAUGAACGCGAACUGCAAUGGCACCGGUGGCCAAACCGGUGGUCAUCAUUCUAAUCAGACCUGCACACAAUCUAAUCACGCUGCACAGAUGCGGUUAACGAACAACUGUCAACAAUUGUCGCCGCAUUGCACUCAACAAUCCGCACCCAUACCCAAUCCAUCGAAUAUUGCUCAUCCGAGUGCUCAGUGUAGUCAGCCGUCCGGUCAGUGUACAAGGCCUAUCGUAACGUCCAACGGUCAAAUACCCAACGUACACUCUGCCCCAUCUCCGGUGACUAAUCAGUGCAGUCCGAUGUCACCUCAUUGUUCUCAAUUGAACCAUGCGAAUCAAAGCAAACCGAUCAAUACACUUGCGACAAAUCUUCAAAGCUGUCAACAGCAAACUCAACAAUCGGCCACAGCGUCCUGCUUGCAGGUCAACAAUUGUAUUCAUCCCAGUGGGGCGCAUCGUCAAGUCAACGACGGUGGCGGAGGUUCAAAGAGAACGUCACCACAACUUUGUAACACUCAACAAACUAACUGCAGAAUGCAACAACAACAACAAACCUGCACGCAUAAUUGUCAAACCAAUACGAAUCCUCCGGCUCAAUACAAUUGCAAUUGCGCAUGGACUUACGGAAAUCAAUGUUAUCACGGUCAACAUGGUGGAUCGUUACCGGAGAUACAAUGCAGAGAUAUUAGCCAAUCGCAACAAGGCUCACCGAUAAAGCCGCCUCAAGGUAUGAGACAAGACUCCUACCGCAGAACAUUGGAGUACGUUCAGCAAUGUAGGAACUGGUCCAUUAACGCUCAAACCCAUGAGACCAACGUCUCCAGCUCGACGCAUCCUAUGUCGUUGCCACAACCUUUGCCAGCUAGUGCCAACAUGGUUGUCAAUGACAUGACAUCUUCGCUUAGUUCUUUACUAGAAGAAAACAGAUAUUUACAAAUGAUUCAAUGACCCAUGUCUACUAACCAGAAAUAUCAAUUUAAUUCCACUAUCGAUCGAUAAAACAGUUGCGCUUAAACAAUUUUUUACUUGAUU